Messenger RNA from Porites evermanni, 591 nucleotides. The record is from the annotation of a GenBank genome assembly. Lineage: Eukaryota; Metazoa; Cnidaria; Anthozoa; Scleractinia; Poritidae.
AUGUCGGAUGUUAAACCUUUUACGAUUUUUUUUAGUGGUGGCUCUAACGGAGUCGAUUUAGAAGCAGAACGCUUCGCCAGAGACUUUGGUUUACCUGUACAGAUAUUCAUUCUACCUUGUCAUCCAAGAAGUAAAUACCUGUCUCCAUUAACUCAUUCACAGUUGGGAGAAGCCAUUCCGAUCACGAACCAAGUGUCAAAUCGCCUCAACAAACCUUUAUCCAAUCCCGUCAGCUUACUAUACAUUCACCGGAAUUAUCAUUUGGUGAAACAAGCCGAAAUGGUACUGGCUUUUACAAGCUUUCAACCUGAAAGUAACGUAGUCGUUGGAGGUACCAGUUGGGCAGUGGAAAUGGCUAAACUUCUUAACAAAAUCCUCUACGUGUACGAUGUGGAGCGUAACACUUGGUUCUGGUACAGACACGAUCAAGAUCUAUUCUACGCCUGUGAUCAGAUGUCUGAAGAACAGUUUGCUUUACCCACCUUUCUACCCAAAACAGCCAUUGUGGGGAUCAGAAACAUUUACGAUUUUCCAGACGCUUUAUUAGAACUUCAAGAUACUUUUAAACGUAGUCUCAACAUUUCUGUAUAA